Molecule: messenger RNA, 2002 nt
Organism: Schistocerca americana (American grasshopper)
Lineage: Eukaryota; Metazoa; Arthropoda; Insecta; Orthoptera; Acrididae
Product: UDP-glycosyltransferase UGT5-like
Exons: 8
Coding region: 277-1827 (516 amino acids)
Molecular function (GO): UDP-glycosyltransferase activity
Source: RefSeq, a predicted model, not a curated record
UGUGCCAGGACGUCGUUCCAUCCACAUAUGGAUCGCGUGAAGAAAGAUUUUUUAAAUGCAUAUGAGCGUGCUGUCAUUAGUGUAAUCUUGUCUUUGCGAUCCCUAUCGGAGCGACACGUAGGGAACAAAUAUGUUCCGAGGAACAUCACUUGCAGCUGGUCCUAGAAACUUUUUUAUUCCACAUCUUCUACCUGCUGUUUCUCUCCUGCAUGCAGUGGAAGAGCUACUGACUCCAUACAUGCACUUUAACCACUCUAUAUAAGGUGGGAUCUCACCAUGCGCCAUGCUUUGCUGGUCGCCGUCCUGCUGCUGGGCAGCCUGGGCUCGCAGGGAGCCAACAUCCUGGCGCCCCUCUGGUUUUCGGCGCCCAGCCACUUCGUCAUGUUCGACCGGCUGCUGUCGGAGCUUGCAGCCAGGGGCCACAACGUGACGGUGCUCAGCUACUUCCCCAGGAAGACACCUCUGCGGAACUACCACGACAUAGCGCUGCACAGGGACGAAUGGCACCACCUCAAGGGGAUGUCGGUGGACAUGAUCCCUGUGUUGCGGUCCAUCACGCUGGGCUACGCCUAUGGCUGGAUGGGCAACGUAGAAGGCUGCAGGGAGGCGUUCUCGCAGCCUCAGACGCGGCAGCUGGUGCGUUCUGCUGACCGCUACGACCUGGUCAUCACCGACAUCCACUUUGCAGACUGCACGGUAGCCUUCGCGCACCACCUGGGCGUGCCGCUCAUCAACGUCGCCACCAGCUUCCCGUUCGCCUGGACGCACGACAGGGUGGGGAACCCGGAUCACCCGGCGUACACGGAGCUGUUCAACUCUGAGGCGGUCGCGCCGUUCACCUUCUGGCAGCGGCUGAAGCACUCCGUGGCCUACGUGUACACGCGGCUCGGCAACCGCUGGCUGUCGGACUGGCAGGUGGACGCCGUGGUGCGCGAGGCCUUCGGGCCCGGCGUGCCGCCCACGCACGACCUGGUGCGCAACGCCAGCCUCGUGCUGCUCAACACCCACUGGAGCAUCGACCAGGUCAUCCCCAAGGUGCCCGCCCUCGUAGAAGUCGCAGGUCUGCACGUCGCAGACCCGAAACCUCUUCCGCAGGACAUCCAGAAAUUCAUGGACGACAGCCCUGCAGGUGUGGUAUAUUUCUGCCUCGGCUCAAAGUUCCGACCCGACUCGUUCUCUCCGGAGAAGCUGCAGGCCGUGCUGGACACAUUCUCCAGGCUGGAGCAGCGCGUGCUCUGGAAGGUGGACGCCUCCAGCCUGCCGUCGCUACCGGACAACGUGAAGACGGCAGCGUGGGUGCCGCAGAACGACGUGCUCAAUCACCCUAACACGCGUGUUUUCAUCACUCACGCCGGUCAGAUGAGCAUGGUGGAGACGACGAUGGCCGCCGUACCUGUGCUGGCCAUUCCAUUCGGCGGUGACCAGGUGGCCAAUGCGGCGAGGGCGGCCAAGAGGGGCACCGGCCUCCUUUUGGAGUACCAGGACCUCACGUACGACACGUUCAGCAGCGCUCUGGACGCGUUGCUCAACGAUGCCAGGUAUCGUGAGCGCGCCAAACAAGUGUCGCAGCUGUUCCGGGACCGACCUCGACCUCCGAUGGAGGAGGCUGUCUACUGGGUGGAGUACGUCAUCAGGCACCGGGGGGCGCCGCACCUGAGGUCUGCGGCGCUGGACCUGGCCUGGUACCAGUACCUGCUGCUAGACGUCGCUGCCUUCGUGGUGGCGGCGGUCGUCUUCUCUGUGGCGCUGCUCUUCUUUGGUGCACGGGCGCUGCUGAGGUGCUGCACGCCGAGGAGGGUCCCAGCUAACAAAAAGAAGACCAAUUGAGUUAGCGAAGGGCUGUGCAAGUUGUAACUAGUCGAAAGAGCCAAGUUGGUCUGUUACUGCAAAUAACAACAGAUAGUGGGUUUACAGAGAACAUAAGUACUAUAUAUAUUUGCUAGUAUUUUUUAUGGCAUUUUGGAGGAGUUCGACAGACUCUAUUAAAAAAGUGUUUUCAUCA